Molecule: messenger RNA, 2515 nt
Organism: Owenia fusiformis
Lineage: Eukaryota; Metazoa; Annelida; Polychaeta; Sabellida; Oweniidae
Source: the annotation of a GenBank genome assembly
UUGAAAGUGAGAUUUAUGAUAGCAAUCGUACACAAUCAUCGAUUGUUCAUUUUUGUCCAAACACAAUCGGAACGCAUGCAUACAUGUUUACAAAGGACAGGAUCUCAUAUGAGGAGUGCUACGUCGAAUACUUUGCUAUUAAGAUUGUGAAAAAUAAAUAUGGCGGAUAACCCAGCUUUUGUUACGGAUGAGCAGAAACCGGGAGAUUUUGCGAACAAUCAAGGUUACAUUAGUGAUAAGCAGACACCUGGACAUUUUGGGUAUAUGUCACAUGGAUCGUUCCGAAGAAUUGAUCCCGAAUCGUAUAUCACUGACAAAAAAGCGCCGGUCCCUUUAGAUACGAUCAGCGAUGGAACAGUCCUUCCGAGGAAACCCGAAGAACCUUCGGAACCGGAAGUAAGGUGCGUUUCAACGUGGCUCUGUUUGUGCAUCAAAAAUGAGAAAGUGAGGAUUUAUAAGAAUAUUGUCAUAAUGAGCUUGACUUUUUUGUUUAACUUCACCGCAUUCCAGUCGUUGUCAAAUCUCCAGAGCAGUCUGAAUAUAACAGCUAACCUCGGGACGAUUAGUUUAGCUGUAGUCUAUGGAGCACUUGUUCUGUCCUGCAUGUUCCUGCCAAAAUUCUUGAUCCGCCAUCUUGGUUGUAAAUGGACGGUGACCUUAGCGGUGUUGUGCUAUACGGUCUACAUUGCCUGCAAUUUCUACCCUGCGUUUGAAACGCUCAUUCCCGGUGCUAUCGUACUUGGCUUCGGGGCAGCUCCUCUCUGGUCAGCUAAAUGUACAUAUUUGACAGAGACUGGGAUCGAAUACGCUAAAUUGUCAGGAGAGAGGUCAGAGGUCGUCAUUAAUCGUUUCUUUGGAUUUUUCUUCCUUGUCUUUCAGACAGGUCAAAUAUGGGGAAAUCUGAUUUCAUCCCUUGUUCUGAACACAGCUAACGGGACAUAUACCAUAUCGGACGAAGAGCUUGAUAAAUGCGGGGCAAAUUUCUGUCCCACCACCAAUAUCACGAACCAAAACCUGAGUAGUCCUGAUGAGGAAAGGAAACGCACGAUGAUUGCGAUAUAUCUUGGCACCUCUGUAGCUGGUUCGCUUCUUGCAUUUCUUUUUCUGGACACCUUGAAACGUGAAAAGGUCGAAGCGGAGAGAAAUAGACCGGAUGCCUCGUUGAACGAUGAUAGAUCCUGUUCUGAAAAGUGGAAACCCCAAAUGUUAGUGGCUACUUUCCUGCACAUGCGCAAUUUCAAUCAGUUACUGCUAAUACCAUUGACGAUUUAUAGCGGUUUGGAGCAGGCCUUUUUGGGCGGUGAUUUCACACAGGCUUUUGUAAGCUGUUCUCUUGGAAUCUACAUGGUGGGCUUCACAAUUAUAUGUUUUGGCGUAGCCAACUCACUGUGCUCGUACAUAUUCGGUCAACUAAUGAAAUACAUCGGACGCAUACCAUUUUUCGUGUUAGCUGCUUUAUUGAAUUACGGUGUGCAAAUUGCGUGGUUGCUAUGGCGACCAGAUCCGAACCAGUUAGUCGUAUUCUUUGUAUUCGCUGCUCUGUGGGGGGUCUCAGACGCUGUGUGGCAGGCACAUAUUAAUGCCCUGUAUGGCUCAAUAUUCAGCGACAAUUCAGAGGCAGCCUUCUCCAAUUAUCGUUUAUGGGAAUCGCUUGGUUUCAUCAUAGCCUACGCCUACCAAGGCUUUCUAUGUGUCCCAGUUAAGAUAUACGUUCUCAUCGGCGUCCUCACAAUUGGUAUGGCUGGCUACUUUACAGUUGAAAUACUUGAAAGGAGAAGAAAACGCAAGGAAUAGAUGUCACUAAUGUUUACUGUUUCAGACAUAUUUCUAUAGUAGUUCGUUCGGUGCAUUUCUAUUCGAUACGAUAGCACUGAACGAACUGUUCGGAGAUUGGUAAAGUGCUGUACAUUGAUUGCCAAAUUGAAAAAAAUACAAACAAGUCGGUGCCAAACGUUUUCGAUUGAUUUUAAAAUGUUUUAUUUACAUGUCUACCUUACGAGACAAAUCAUUAUAGAUUUCAAAUUCAAUAAAAUGCUUUACAAUUUCAAAAUUAAUAAUUUUAGUGAAUGAAUUUUUUUAUUAAUAUUCACUUUAUUGUGAAUCUAAUUAACAUGCAUUUUAGAAUUAGCUUUUAUAAAUAUAUAUUUCGCAAUGAUAAGUAUGUAUAUAUAUGUAUAUCAUAUUUGUAAUGAACGCUUGAAUAAUUUUUGUACCUAUUAUGUUAUCAUGUUUAAUGUAUUCUUUGGAUAUUGUGCGUGUUUAUGGGAAGGUCAAGCUACGUGUUUUAAAAGAAUGUGUACAUGAACGUCUAGAUUUUGUUCCACCGGGAUAAGUUCUCUCGUUCGUAAUGAUUAUAUGGAAAGGAGUAAGUUGUUAUGAGGUCCCACAAAAAAUGUGGGACAUUAAUCCAUAUGGUUAAACUAUUACACGUUCAUGUAGUAUACCUUGACCUCCCUAAUUUGUUCAUUGAAUUUAAAAUACAAUUGAAAAAGGUAGCUAUAAUGCAAUAUAAAAA